This is a messenger RNA of Echinostoma caproni, 225 nucleotides long. The record is from the annotation of a GenBank genome assembly. NCBI's taxonomy places the organism in Eukaryota, Metazoa, Platyhelminthes, Trematoda, Plagiorchiida, Echinostomatidae.
AUGUCGGAGUUUACCAUAACCCCUGCAGAGGUAAGAAAGGAGCUUCAGGAACUAAAACAGUCCAAAGCGGCUGGACCGGAUGGAGUCCAUCCAGCCAUCUUAAAGCCAUUGGCUGAAGUAUUGGCCGAACCCCUAGCCAAACGUUUUAACCAGUCUCUGUGCGCAGGGGAGUUACCCACGGACUGGAAGUUAGCCGAGGUUGUUCCUAUACACGAAGGGUUGUAG